This is a messenger RNA of Cercopithifilaria johnstoni, 210 nucleotides long. The record is from the annotation of a GenBank genome assembly. NCBI's taxonomy places the organism in Eukaryota, Metazoa, Nematoda, Chromadorea, Rhabditida, Onchocercidae.
AUGAAUCGCAAAUCGCAAACAAACCGGGCGAGCGAAAUGAAUCGAAAAGCAGGAUCAGAUGUGGUGAAAGAUGACUCAGGUGUUCCUGACAUACAUCCGAAAUACCAGGGAUCUGUGCCGCAUCGCAUUACGGAUACGAACCAAAGACGGAUUCGUACCUUACAAGCAUUUGUCGAUUGUAUAAGUAAUGUUCCGAUUUCAUUGUUCUAA